Molecule: messenger RNA, 717 nt
Organism: Pestalotiopsis fici W106-1
Lineage: Eukaryota; Fungi; Ascomycota; Sordariomycetes; Amphisphaeriales; Sporocadaceae
Exons: 5
Coding region: 1-717 (238 amino acids)
Molecular function (GO): oxidoreductase activity
Source: RefSeq, a predicted model, not a curated record
AUGGCCGCAGCAACUGAUUCCCAUACAAUCGUACUAGUCACGGGUGCCAACCGAGUCAUCGCUGGCGUGCGCCGCCUCGAAGACCAGACAACGCACUCAUUGUCCGAACUUCCACGGGGUGAAGACAGCAAGCUCGUCACCGUCAAAAUCGAGUCCACGUCAGAUACAGAUGCGCUUGAGGCCAUACAACUGCUUCAAAAUGAACAUGGAAUCAAGAAGCUAGAUAUCGUCGUGGCUAACGCAGGAUAUGGGACAGUAUAUGGAGAUCUGUCCCAGGUCCAGCCUAGUGAGGUUCGGGACUUGUUUGAAAUCAACACAAUCGGACCGCUUCGUCUAUUUCAGGCGGUAAGGUCACUGCUGGAGAGCGGUGACAAUCCUCGAUUCGUUCUGAUCGGUACGCCAAUUGCCAGUAUCGCAGCCAUGGAAAAGAUGCCUUUCCCAAUGUUUGCAUACGGCGCCAGCAAGGCUUCAGCCCAUUACCUCACGAGGAAAAUUCAUUGCGAGAGCCCAAAACUGACUUCCUUCGCUGUUGACCCCGGUUUCAUGCAAACCGAUAUGGGCAACACAGGGGCGCGUCACUUCGGUUAUGAGCAAGCCUUUGUCCCCGUUGACGCCGCUGCUGACUUUGUAUUUGGCGAGAUAUUGAAGGCUACACGGGAGCAGACCUCGGGGAAAUUUCCGUCCAUCGAUGAGGAUCGAGGUUUUAUUGAAUGGUAA